Phalacrocorax carbo (great cormorant) is the source of this 2976-nucleotide messenger RNA. NCBI's taxonomy places the organism in Eukaryota, Metazoa, Chordata, Aves, Suliformes, Phalacrocoracidae. The record is from RefSeq and is a predicted model, not a curated record.
GCAUUUCUCUGAUGGGAAUCGCUCCCUGGUAUGUCCCUGGUAUCGCUCCCCGCUGCGUGUGCCGUGGUGCAGCUGGAACGCAGAAACCGCCGACGAGGCCCAGAAGCGGUGGAGAACCUGUCCUGGGUGUAGCUGGAAGCAAGAAACGUGCUUUAGAAUUUGUGGUACAGAUUCUGAAGGUCACCGGCGCACUUCUGCAAAGUAGUUCCAGUCAGUGUCAUGUGUACGAGAAGACAAAAAUUGGUUUUUUUGUUUCUCCUUGUAGUUUCUGUCAUGAUAAUGUGGUACAUAACUUUUCCUUCCAACACUGCGAUUGACCAUAUAAACCCUAUGUACUUCUAUGAACACGAACCAAUUUACAAGCAACGCUACCUCUUCACGUUGCGGGAGCACUUGAAAUGCAAAGACAUAAAUCCAUUUCUGGUCAUCUUGGUGUCUUCAGGUCCGAAGGAUGUGAAGUCAAGGCAGGCCAUCAGGAUAACAUGGGGAUCUCAGGACUUCUGGUGGGGACACCGAAUCCUAACCCUGUUCUUAGUAGGUCAGGGCACUGAAGGAGAAGACAACGCUGCAGCACUGUCGGUAGAAGACGAAAGCAUCCUCUACGGUGACAUAAUUCGCCAAGACUUUAUGGACACUUACGACAAUCUCACCUUGAAAACGAUCAUGGCGUUCAGGUGGGUCAGCGAGUUCUGUUCAAAUGCUCAAUUCGUCAUGAAGACUGAUGCUGAUGUCUUCAUCAACACCGCUAACUUGGUAACAUUUCUCCUGAAGCUGAAUUCCACAGAAAAUCUUUUUACUGGUUAUCCUUUUAUAGAUAACUUUGCCUACAGAGGCUUUUACCAAAAAACAUACAUCUCUUACGAUGAAUAUCCAUUCAAGUUGUACCCUCCGUAUUGCAGUGGGAUGGGUUAUAUAUUGGAUGGAAAACUGGCUCUGAGGAUUUAUGCACUGAUGAGUCAUAUCAAACCUAUUAAAUUUGAGGAUGUUUAUGUUGGAAUUUGCUUAAAUAUACUUAAAGUGAACAUCAGUAUUCCAGAAGAUAAACAACAAUUCUUCCUUUAUAAAAUCAAUUUUGAUAUCUGUAAGUACAGACAUUUGAUUGUAGUACAUGGCAUUACAUCAAGUGAAAUAAUCGGGUUUUGGCAGGCUUUGUCAUCAAACACUUCUGUUACUUGCCUUUGAUUCUGCAUUUUAUAUAUAAACUUAAAUGAAUUUGGUGUAAAAAUGUUUAAAGCCCAGGACAACGCAAAAGAAAACCACAGCUGUAGAUGUGACUUUGACUGAAGGAGAGCUGUGCUCCCCCAGCAAAACUGCAACGGCAGCAUUUCUCUGGGACAUUCUAAUAUUCUUAAAUAAAAACUUCAGGAAUUCACAAAGCGCUUUUGCAGGUGGGUGUCCCACGCAAACAGGAUGCUUUGGAACACACUGCCCCGUCUUCCUCUGACACUCCUCCUCAUGCUUGGCUGUAACCAUGGGGUUUCUACCUGUGUCUUCUGGGAUGUAUGAAAUGUCACCGAGGAAUAAUAUUUAUGCCAAGAAACUAGCUUUGAGGAUGCUUCCCAGAUUCCUACCUGUUUGUUUUUUUUUAAAUUGUUUUUGCAACUGCAUCAUCCUUUGCCGCCCUCGAGUAUUUGUCUUCUGCCCAGCAUGAAGCUAACAAUUACUUUCUUCUUCCAAUAUAUCACCUCUGUAAUCCUUCUGAGAGCGUUACACCUUAUUUAAGCGCAUCACCUCCAUAACCAUUCUCAGAGUGUUACAAGCCUGUGGAUCUUGCAGGGUCUGCAGAAGCCAAUGGGAAAUUCUGAAAACGCGAUGCACUUUGUGUGUGUAUAUCUGGGUAUAUCGAUGCACGUGUAAAUGGAAUUGCUUUGGUGCCUGUGAUAAUGUUCCCAGGCUGCUGGAGGGCUGGAUGCGUGGAGUUCGGUGCAGUUGAGUUACUAGACAGCUCUACUGCAUCGGGAUAAUCAAACCCCACACCUCUACACAUACACACACACACACACGUGCGUAUACUGGGGCAUCCCGAGAGCUUUGCACCACAGAGGGAAGGUUAAAACAGAUGCAUUUAUAUUGUGAGUUUUUAUCUGUUUCUAAAAUAGUUUUAUUUCUUCAAAUUUUAAAAGGAAAAAAGUAAAUUCUACGAUUCAUAUUUCUUAAAGAAGACAAACUACUAUAUCUGUAAAGAUGGGUAUUUUAAUCACUUUAUUCAUAUCAGCAAGGCCAAGUUUUCAGUAGUUUACACUGUCUAAUUGACAACAAUACAGAAUUUGCAGUUGCAUUAACAUAAUUAUUCUUGACACGUCCACUACACAGUGAAGAUACGAUAGUUACAUCCUGUACAUCUAGAAUGACAGAGCACUGCCACCUGAUUUGUACUACAGCGAGGAGGUUAUGACGUAUGUACAUGUGGCUGUCUGUCAGAUAGUCUCUUAGAGACAAAUUAGAAGAGGUGCAGAAACCUCUAGUACCAAGUUUGAGGCUUCCCCAGGUUUUCUGUUACAUUGCGAUUAUGGUCAGUAUUGAGUUUUGCUAUCUUGUCAACAACUGCACGUGGCUUUCUGAUGGAGUCACAGGAUGUGUUAUUUUUUUGGGUAUAAAAAUGAAGUCUCAGGGAGAAUACCCUCCAGACGAGUAUUUCAGAUGUCAGUAUUCUAAGAAUGUAUGUUAAGAAGGUCAAAGUUCUUAAAAAAUAGAUUAUUUUUUUUUGUUAAACUAAAUAGCUAAAGAUAGUGUUCCAUGACAGGGAAGAAUGCUAUGGUAUUUCUAGAAACAGGUAAAACUACAGCUGUUCCUAUGGUUUUAGGAUCUGUUACUUGAUUGUUGUAGCACUGUGGUCAGAUCCUGAGAGCUCCGUGAGAAACGCUUACCUUGUUCUUUGAUUGUUUAUACAGCUUAAAAAAAAAAUCCCUCUAUUUUUUUUAAUAAGCCUGCCAUAUUGCAUGUUUAGAAAGAAAUAAUUUUUCACAAGAACACGGA